Erythranthe guttata (spotted monkey flower) is the source of this 630-nucleotide messenger RNA. The record is from RefSeq and is a predicted model, not a curated record. NCBI's taxonomy places the organism in Eukaryota, Viridiplantae, Streptophyta, Magnoliopsida, Lamiales, Phrymaceae.
UUCUAUAGUAUAUAAAAAGGGCAGAGAUGUGAUUCAUUUUCUUGCAUCAGGCAAAACCAUUUCUUCAUAUCUCUCUUGAUUUAAAUUACAUAGAAAAAAUAAUUAGAGAUAUGGGUUUGACUGGGAAGUUGGUUUCGGAAACGAACAUAAAAUCGGACGGAGAUGUGUUUCACGAGAUCUUCAGACACAGACCACACCACAUUUCAGACAUGAGCCCUGAUCACAUCCAAGGCGUUGAUUUACACGACGGAAAAUGGGGAACCGUCGGAUCACAGAUCUUCUGGAACUACACCCAUGAGGGUAAGAAGAAGGUGGCGAAAAAUAUAAUUGAAGCCAUAGACGAGGAAAAGAAGUCGGUGACAUUCAAGGUGACCGAAGGAGAUCUAAUGGAGCUUUACAAGGAAUUCAAACUGGUCGUUCAUGUCGACACAUCUGGCGAAGACAACGUCGUCACUUGGACUUUGGAGUACGAGAAACUGAGUGAGGAUGUUUCUGAUCCACACACUCUCAUGGACUUGUGCGUGAGCAUGACUAAAGAUAUCGAGUCUCACCAUCUCUAGGCCGUUGCCUAGUUUCAUGAUCUUUCUCCGUAUGUCGUAAACGGGUUUUUCGAUUAUAAUGUUAUUGUUA